Hemicordylus capensis (graceful crag lizard) is the source of this 3529-nucleotide messenger RNA. RefSeq names its product neuronal vesicle trafficking associated 2 (gene NSG2). Gene Ontology annotation, molecular function: clathrin light chain binding. The transcript has 5 exons. The coding region runs from base 214 to 765 and encodes 183 amino acids. The record is from RefSeq and is a predicted model, not a curated record. Gene Ontology annotation, cellular component: membrane; endosome. Lineage: Eukaryota; Metazoa; Chordata; Lepidosauria; Squamata; Cordylidae. Gene Ontology annotation, biological process: endosomal transport; clathrin coat assembly; G protein-coupled dopamine receptor signaling pathway.
CCAGCUUGGGAGUGUUUGCGUGCCGCAGACUCGAGCUGCACUCGGUUCCUGCUUCGCUUUCAGUAGCGUUUGGAAUCAGCCGGCGGAGGACCGAAGCGCUGUCCAUUCAGCACCACCCGGAAAAGAAGCCACUGCCAGCCCUUUUGCGCAAUCGGCCUGAGCCUCCUUCUUAGAGCGUGGGGUGCCCCGCAGUCUGGAGAGUGAGGUCUAAGGAUGGUGAAACUGGGGAGCAAUUUGAAUGACAAGAACAAGCAACAACCGUCCAAUGAGGAUGGUUUCCAGACAGUUCCUUUGAUAACACCCUUGGAAGUAAAUCACUUGCAGUUCCCAGCUCCGGAAAAGGUGAUUGUGAAAACAAGAACAGAAUAUCAACCAGACCAGAAGAACAAAGGAAAACUCAGAGUGCCCAAAAUUGCUGAAUUCACAGUCAGUUUCACUGAUGGUGUAACAGAAAGAUUAAAGGUCACUAUUCUCAUAAGUUUGGCCCUUGCGUUCCUUGCCUGCAUAGUGUUCCUUGUGGUAUACAAAGCUUUUACCUACGACCACAGUUGCCCAGAUGGAUUUGUUUAUAAGCAUAAACGGUGCAUCCCAGCCUCCCUGGAUGCCUACUAUUCAGCUCAGGAUUCCAACUCCAGGGGCAGAUUCUACACCGUCAUCAGCCAUUACAGCAUGGCCAAGCAAACCAGCUCGCGGUCCGUCUCUCCCUGGCUUUCUUCAGGAUCGGCAAAUCAUGAAGCCAAGGCCACCAAGACAGAAGGCCAUUAAAGCCAUUUGAUGGUGUGAAGAUAGAGGGGAAUGGGGAAAAUAACAUCAUGUCUCUAAAGCAUUGCUCUUGUUCAGAGAGGGCACCGUGCUAUCUGUGCAACAAGAAUAAACUAACUCCAAGUGCAGGUGUCAUCUUAAUGGAUCUCUCCCUCCCUCCCGCCCUCCCUCGUCUCUUCCUUCCCUUCCUCUCUUCCUUCCCUUCCUCUCUCUCUCUUUGGUGCAUUGUUCUCGUUGAUUUGUAACUAAGUCAAGAUCUUGUACAAAGGCAUGUUAGGUGUUGACUAUAUCUUACAAUGUACAAAUAUUUUUAAAACCAUUGCUUAAUAUUUGUUAGAAAAAUAAAAAUUAAAAAACAAAAAAAAAAAGCAAAUUCCAAGAACAUUCACAAGAGAGCAGAAGAAAUGGCAAACAUAAUUUCUCAGGCUUUAAUUGGCUGAGAAGAUGGAGCCCUGAAACAGGAAAAGAAAAAAAAUGACCCCAAACAUGUUUGUCAGAAUGUAAUGUGAAAGGGAAUCUGUAACAACUAAUGACGGUGGAGGGGCACUUUAUGAUGUCACAAUGGGUUCGAAACAUCAAAUAGUUCUCAGGUGCCUGAGAUGUGGCCCAUCUCAAGGCUCUCUUGGUUCUCUGAUGCUCGUGGAGCUACCUAACCUUGAUAUAAAAAGGAAGGCCCUUGCUUAUGUACAUUUGGAGCUUCAGCACAUACAGUGAACGUACUGUGGUUGCUACCUCUCACAGAGGGAAAUACUGGCUGUAGCUCAUUGGCAUAUGUGCAUUCAGAAAUACAAUGUGUGCAAAGUUUCUAUGACUACCAAGUGAGUUUAAAAUACACCCCCCUCCCACCCACCCCCCGAAAAACAAAGGUGCCAAAGCUCAUUAGGAACAGACCAAGUUACAGCUUGUCAGGUGGCAACCCUAUCUCUUUCUGAUGCCCACAUUAUGCAAAUGGAAGUGUCUAACUAUGGAGGCCCAGAGGAGGAGAAUCAAUAAAUUAAAAUGUGAAUUUCAAAAGAACAGAUGGUGCAAAAGGCAAAUCGGGGUAUCUGAAAUAACCUCCAAAUUUCUGUCCCAGGUGUCAGAAGGGUCCUGUGCUGGAUAGUAUUUUGAGGGAGAUAAGCCAGUUGAAUUAACAUAUUCUGCAGAUAAUUAAUAGCUUACAAAAAAGGUUCUAUGAACACAGUCCAGAGGUGGGCUCCUGCCAGAUCUGGUUUUUGCAUCUGUUCCCUCUUCAGCUGUCCUUAAUCCCAUUGAACCUCAAAAUUCAUUUUUUCCAAAUGCAAAGUAAUUUUAAAAGUAGCCUGUGGUUUAGUGUGGAGCUGAUGUGGAAGAAACAGACAGAAAGGCCCCAAAUAUAUUUGUGCUCACUCUCCUGUAUACACGUGGGAUUCAUCCUGCUCAAAGAUGGCUAGAUUCUUAAGGAUGCAUUUUUUAACCUAUUCUAGGCUCACUUUCCCCAUAAGCUGUGACACCCAACUCUAAAUACCCUACUUGUGCGAUGAGAAUGGGAAAGAGAUGCAGGACAGUGUGAAGUCUGGUUCCUGGGUAGUGCAAGUUCUCAGUGGACAUGUUGUAUGAGUCUGCCCAAGUCCGGUUCCCAAGCCUUCUGCCUGACAUUCACCUAACAUUCUCUGUUUUAAGUAUCGACCACAAAUGCCAGGUUAGGGUUGACCAAAUGUUGGGUGCAGGCUUGAGAACUGGACUUUGGUGGGUUGGCAUGACAUGCCUGCCAGGCGUACACACUCCUUGGGAUCUGAACUUUGCACCAAUCAUGUGAAGCCGCCUAUAGAGUCACAUUAUAUGUGCCAUUUUUCCUACAUCUAAAUGAUCUGUGAGUAAACAAAAAUAAAAGCCCCCUUCAGAUGUUAUAAGGAUCUCAAUCUUUCCUUCAUGAAAGUUUCCUUCAUGAAAUGUGCCUGUCUGUAUUUAAUUUUUUUAAAUAACUUGAAUGUCCCUAAACACCAAGCAGAUCAAGGGUGCAUAAAUUGGAACAUAACCAGAAGUAAUGAGACUUUAUGUUAUUUUUCUUAUGAAAAAUAUAGACGAUAAUAGUCUGAUUGGUAAUGUACUGUACUCUACAGUUACUUGCCUGGAUGAGUGGUGCAUUUAGAAGUGCUUGCUUUCACUAAGUUGGUUUGUGUCAGCUUUGCUUUCAUGAAGGAGGAGGAAACAGGGCAUGAUCUGUCAAGCAUGAUUCCCAUCUGAAUUUUAUUUGUGUUAAUGAGAUUUGCUUGGGAGUGGUCCGUGGGAGCAGUGCUUGGUUGAUUAUGCCCCAAUUAUGCCCAUUAAAUUAAACUGAACUGAAUUCAAAGGAAACUAAGCAAUUUUGAACUGAUUUAUUCCUAACAAAAUGAGAGGCUUAAAAGGUCAACUCCAAAGUCAGUUAUCUGUUUUACGUCAAAAUACUUAUAUUUGGUUUGCAGAAAAUGGGGGGGGGGGGGAAACAACCCAUUGAGCUGAACACUGGUUCAAAAGGAGUCAUGAUAAAUGGUUGUAUACUGUAGCCAAAACUGUAGUGCCAAAUCUCAUUGUCUGACUUUUUAUCUGUCUCUACCCUUUCCCCCUUCAUAAUUCAUCUGUAAAUCCAUUUCUCACCUAAAAUGUACAAAUACAUGGGUAAGCCCCAACAAUGCCCAGAUCAACCACUGGACAAUUUAUAAUUCUGUGAUGUAUUUUAUGUCAGUAGGUAGCAGAGACUGAAGUAUUUUUUGGUGUAGUUCUUGACCUUUUCUGACAGGACAAAUAAAGCUAGAUGUGUCUGAGCGUC